UUGUCACUAUACAUAGUCCUGCCAUUAUUCCGUUUUCCUUUUUCGGCAGUACAUCAAAUAAAUUUCUCAUCCAAAUAAAAAUUUAAAGGAAAAUUUGAUCAUGGGAGGAAAGGUAGUAACAUUCGAAGAAAUGGUCGAUUUGGCGAUUGGUUCUGGUUGUGCCAUUAAUUUUUGCGUCUUAAAAAAAUUAUUGAAACUAUUCAGUCAAUACUGCUGUAAACAUGACUACACAUUCGAAAUUGACAUGGAUAAUUUGAGUGCGGAAGCUAAGAUUAUAGCAAAGAAAUCACGGUCCUCCGUUAGCCUUAGUCAAGGAAGUUCCGACAGCAGUGACUCUAGGCAAAGUGACUCAAUUGAUGAACGUUCGGCGAAGGAUGAAACGAAAGUUAAAUCAGAGAGGGAUGUUAAAAGUGGAUACGACGAAGAAAAUGACCAAAUGAGAGCUGAUAAAGGCAGUCAAGUAUAUUCUUCCGAAGAUAAGAUCUACGACAGUAGCAGUGACAUACGAAAAGGAUCGGCAAGUGGCAGCGAAAGGCCAAAUCAAACUGAAACGAGCGAUCGGAAAGAUUCUGAAAAAGAUGGAAAGGUGAAAGAGAAGAAAGAAAAGAAACACAAGAAGGAGACCGAUAGUCAUAGAAAAAAGGAUGAAGAAUCAAAGCGAAAUACAACAGGGAAGCACAGAAAGAAGUCCUCCGAUGAUGUCAGAGAGAAGGAUUCUAAAAAGAGGAAAGAAGGUCGAGAAGAUUUUAGUAAACUAGAAAAUCGAACCAACGAGCUGGAAAAUCGCAUAUCGCAACUGUCCGACCGUAUAGAAAAUAUAACAGAAACCAUUGGAACGCACUUAAACGCAGAACAUCUAGCAGAAAUAAAUAACGAAAUCGACAAAUUGAAGAAAAGCACAGAAAUUACGAGUGAUCAAUGCUAUGAAACAGCAAAUAGCAUAAACGACCAAUCCUCACAAAUUCAAGACAUUUUGACUACAAUCAACGACAUUCAACUGCGAAAAGUGGAGAAUGAAGAACUGAUUGACUUAUUGAGCGGUAAAGCUGAUUACUCUUUUGUCGACGAAAAGGUUUCGACGAGCCACUUCGAAGACAAAAUUCAAGAGCUCAAAGAUGUCAUUGAGGAAAGUACAAUACAGGUUGACUCGGUCCGGCUAGAAACGAAUACUUCUCUUGAAGAAAUAAAGCAAGAAUUGCUUACCAAACUACUCGCGGAAGAAUUCGAUGAAGCCAAAACGAAAAUCUACAAAGAACUUAUAAAACUAACCGAGCAAAAUGCUCUCAUCCUCGCACAACAAAAUGAACAUGUGGCAGCUGGUGCGAAAAUGAGAAAUUUGAAUUGUUUCGUGUGCGACAACGAUGUGGUCAUGUUAUUAGAACAGGAAAUAAUUCCCAAGUUUAGACCUUUGAAAGCGUCUAUACCGCCACUGGAACCUGUUGUCGGUUCAAAGUAUCUGAUUGAUAAGAACGCUCCCGAAUGGCAAAAACACCUUUUGCAGACAAAAGACUACGCAAGAGCUUCCAAAGCUUCACGAUUCCAUACGAAUGUGGACUAUCAAAAAUCCACCUACGUUAAAGGCAGAAAUGGUUGCAUGUAUAAAGGUAAUGUUGGUUGUGAUUGUACGGAGGCAAUGUCGAAACGAGGUAAAUGUUGUACCGUGUCAACAAAUAACAUGAAAAAUAUUUCGCUCACAAAUCGAAUGAAUUCCGAAUCGAAACUCGAUAAGGACGUUGCGAUUGGAGAUGUAGUAAAUAGCAACUACGAAAAGACUUACCACAAGGGGUCCAUUGCUGAAAUUACACCUGGUGAGGACCGACAAGAAAAAGAGUUGAAACUCAAAUCGGAAGAUGUCGAGACAACGCCUGAAGUAGCAGUUAAAGUCGAAAGAACGGUCGAGACGUUGGAAUGUGAUCAUGAAACAGAUAAAGUCGAACGUCCAUCAGCUGUAAUUCAAAUUAAAGAUGAAAUCGUUACAUCGCCCGAAGUGACGGUCGAAAUCGAAAGAACGGUUGAGACGGUGGAAGACGCUCAUGAAUCAACCAAUGUCGAAAAUUCACGUGUUACUGAAAUUAAAGAAGAGAUCGUCACAACUAUAACAAUUAAUAACACCGCUUCAAUCAAUGGAAUAACGACCAUAAAAACCGAAAAUGAUGAAUCGGCAACCAAUGACGAUGCUCCUGUAGAAACAAAUAAUGUCACUAUGCGGGAUGGUACAGCCGAAAACCAAUAACGAUUAUUGUUCACUCUCCUUUUUAUUGCCAUAUAAUUUUCAAAUAAAUAUUUUGAGUUCUUUGUCACU
Messenger RNA from Bradysia coprophila, 2302 nucleotides. RefSeq lists its product as uncharacterized. The record is from RefSeq and is a predicted model, not a curated record. Lineage: Eukaryota; Metazoa; Arthropoda; Insecta; Diptera; Sciaridae.